ACCGAGUUCUUACUCUUCUUGAAGCUCGGACUCCAUGAACAGAUCUUAACAAAACCUUCAAAUCUCAUGAACAACAGAUGCACACAAUUUCCUCCAUCAAAUCCACCACAAACCGGUACGCAUCAUAAAUCUCAAUGUUCUCGAGGUAGAUUAAUCACCUACAAAUGGACGUUGAAAAAUCAUCGCUGUGUAAUUGCGUUGUAAACUUCUUAUUGGAGGAGAAUUACUUGUUAUCGGCGUUCGAACUGCUUCACGAGCUCCUCGAUGAUGGCCGUCACGAUCAAGCAAUUCGCCUCAAGGAGUUUUUUGCUGAUCCUGUGCAGUUUCCGCCAGAUUUGAUCUCGCGGUUUAAUACUCUUCGAGUUGCCGACCCACAGAGUCUGCUAGAGGAAAAAGAAGCACUGGAAGAGAAACUAGCAAUUAGGGACUAUGAGAGUCGUUUGGCUCAAGAAGACAUUCUGAAGUUAAAGACCGAGUUACAAAAGAAAUCCGAGGCCAGACUCGAUGAAUUAAGUGAUGCUAAAGCGAAAAAUGGAUCAGAUGUUCAGCAAAGCAGGGAGACAGCAGUCUCUGAAUUGGGUCCUUUAAAGGCAAAAGAGCGUCAAGACCUGAAUUGUGCUGUAAAAGAAUAUCUGCUCUUAGCAGGAUACCGUUUGACUGCUAUGACCUUUUAUGAGGAGGUUAGCAACCAGGAUCUAGAUAAUUGGCAAAACUCUUCUGCAUCUGUUCCAGACGCUUUGCGCCAUUAUUAUUAUCAGUAUCUUUCUUCCACUACAGAAGCAGCUGAGGAGAAGUUUUCUAUGCUUAAAAAGAACGAAUCAUUGGUCAAAGAGAAUGAUAAGUUAAAACAUGAAAGACAGUCUUUGUUGAGAAGCAGAGAUUUAGCUGAGGCCCAGGUGGUGACUUUAAAGAAGUCACUAGAGAGUUUACAAAAGGAUGUCAAGGAGAAAGAUAAACUGGUUCAAGAUCUAAAGCAGUCAGUGGAACAGCGAAAAAAUGAACUAACUACCUGCAAAGCUGAAAUAACAUCACUUAAAAAGCACACAGAAGGAGCUCAACCAACAGAAAAUAUGACAUCUGGUGAAGAAAUACAAUUGCUGAAGAAGGAGAUUGAAAGGCUGAAUGCUGCAAAAUCUGGUGAUGCUCAACCUGUUGGAUCCAUAAAUAGUGUGGAAGAAGUGCUUGAUGGAAAAGAUGAAGUAACAAAUAUACGCGAAAAUGAUAUGCUAUCCCUAUCAACUGGUAAUCCGUCUGAAUGUUCUGGAAGCACUGAGCCUCAGAACGAGACAGUUCAAGACACAGAUGCUACUGCUGAUAAUAAUGAGGAAUUUCCAAAAUCAGAUGACAGUGAUACCAAGAAUUCCUCAAAAGAUAGUGUUGUCAUAACUCACAACGGUUUGCUUUCACCGCCAAGUACUCCUUCUGUUGAACCUGAUUCUGAGAAUAAGGGUCCUGGAACCAUACAGAUUCUUUCAGAUACAUUGCCUAAAAUUGUUCCUUAUGUCCUGAUUAAUCAUCGAGAGGAGCUUCUUCCUCUGAUGAUGUGUGCAAUUGAGCGUCACCCGAGUAGCAACACAAGGGAUUCCUUGACUCACACAUUGUUUAACUUGAUUAAGCGUCCAGAUGAGCAACAAAGACGGAUUAUUAUGGAUGCCUGUGUGACCCUCGCUAGGAAUGUGGGAGAGAUGCGAACAGAAACAGAGUUGCUUCCCCAAUGUUGGGAGCAAAUUAGCCACAUGUACGAGGAGCGCAGGCUGCUUGUUGCUCAAUCAUGCGGAGAGCUUGCGGAAUUUGUGCGUCCAGAGAUCCGAGACUCACUCAUCCUAUCGAUCGUCCAGCAGCUGCUUGAGGAUUCUGCGAUUGUUGUCCGUGAGGCUGCUGCUCGUAAUCUGGCUUUGCUGCUUCCGCUUUUUCCAAAUACGGAUAAAUAUUUCAAGGUGGAGGAAAUGAUGUUCCAGUUAGUUUGCGAUCCAUCUGGAGUGGUUGUUGAAACUACGAUCAGAGAACUAGUUCCUGCUUUGCUGAAGUGGGGAAACAAAUUGGAUCAUAUUCUACGAGUGUUACUUUCUCACAUGUUGAGCUCUAUUGAGUGUUGCCCACCUCUUUCAGGAGUUGAAGAUUCCGUAGAGUCACAUUUCCAUGUUUUGGGUGAAAGAGAACGCUGGACCGUUGAUGUUUUGCUGCGGUUACUGUUGGAAUUACUUCCGGUUGUACACCAGAUAUCUAUCGAAACUUGUCCAUACCCAUCUCUUUUAGAUUCUGUAGGAUCAUUGUUUCCAAAACCAUUGCUUGAGAAGUAUGCCGAGGGACAUGUAGAUUGGCCUACUUUUGAGUGGCUUCAUGAUGACUGCUUUCCUAGUCUGAUUCAAAUCGUCUCUCUUUUACCACAGAAGGAAGAUAGCUUGAGAAACCGGAUCUCAAGUUUUUUGCUGGCGGUUUCUAAACGAUUCGGAGAUGAUUAUCUCACCCAUAUUAUGCUGCCUGUAUUUUUGGUGGCGGUGGGUGAUGAUGCUGAUCUGGCAUGCUUCCCCUCAACAUCCCAGCCAAAAGUUAAAGCUCUAAGACCAAAAAAUGCGGGAGACGAAAGAAUUGCUAGGUUGUGUGUCCUGCCUCUCCUAUUGGCCGGUGUCCUUGGAUCCCCUAGUAAGCAUGAAGUAUUAACUGAAUACCUAAGGAAUCUCUUGGUCCAAAAUGCUGAGCUGGAGGGCCAUUUAGCAAUGCAGAAUGUUGAUGUUUACAACUCUGUCCGUUUCCUAUGCUUGUUUGAAGAACACCAUAAUCUGGUUUUCAAUGUCAUAUGGGAAAUGGUUGUGAGCUCCAAUAUGGAUCUAAAAGUCAAUGCUGCCAAACUUCUGAAAAUGAUUGUACCAUAUAUAGAUGCAAAAGUUGCCUCAGCACAUGUUUUACCCGCUCUUGUGACGUUGGGCUCUGAACCAAACUUACCUGUGCUGUAUGCUAGCAUUGAUGCCUUUGGAACUGUAGCUCAGAACUUCAAAGCCGAUGUGAUUGUUGACAAAAUACGGGUCCAAAUGGAUGCUUUUCUUGAAGACGGAUCACAUGAAGCUAUACUUGCAGUUAUUCGUGCAUUAGUGGUGGCUGUGCCACACACAACAGAGAGCCUAAGAGAUUAUUUGUUAUCGAAGAUAUUUCAUCUUUCUGCAAAUCAACUACCUUCAACUAACAUGGCUCGUCGCCGUGAUCGAUCUAAUGCGUUCUGCGAGGCAAUCCGUGCUCUAGAUGCUACAGAUCUUUCAGCUGCCAGUGUCCGGGAUCUGCUGUUGCCAACAAUACAAAACCUGUUAAAAGACACGGAGGCCCUUGAUCCAGCACACAAGGAAGCCUUGGAAAUCAUAGUGAAAGACAGGUCCGGUGGAACAUUCGACACUUUCAGCAAAGUCAUGGGGUCUCAGUUUGCGCUGCCAACGUCAAUGACAAGUUUAUUUAGUGAAGGUGGGCUGCUCGGAAAGCGGGAUUCAGUUGAAAUGCCGCCACCGGCACCACCAACAAGUUUAGCUGAGCAACCCAAGAUUACCCCAACUCCGCCGCCAUCAGCAGUUGAAGACACAAGAUUUCGAAGAAUCAUGAGAGGUGGUCUUACCGACAUGCUGAGGGGCAAACCCAAAAACAAUGAUGAACCUUCUACACCUCAUUAAAUAAAUAUGUUCUUGUUUUGUAAUUCAUAUGACUUUCGGCUGUGUUCUUUUACUUGUCUUCUUUCUUUCUAAGGUUAGUUUUUGAUUCAUUUCAUAUCGGUUCUGUCUAUCAAGAGAAUAAAUGUAUAUUUUUACCUAAAUGAGUUUUAUAUAUUUUUUA
This is a messenger RNA of Helianthus annuus (common sunflower), 3813 nucleotides long. RefSeq names its product RAB11-binding protein RELCH homolog. Gene Ontology annotation, biological process: intracellular cholesterol transport. The coding region runs from base 165 to 3653 and encodes 1162 amino acids. The record is from RefSeq and is a predicted model, not a curated record. Gene Ontology annotation, molecular function: protein binding. Gene Ontology annotation, cellular component: recycling endosome; trans-Golgi network. The transcript is spliced from 20 exons. Lineage: Eukaryota; Viridiplantae; Streptophyta; Magnoliopsida; Asterales; Asteraceae.